UUAAACAGGUUUAGCCGGAAAGCCUCUGAGUGAAGAGCGAAAUGAGCUCUUGACGGAAGAUAAUUCCUUUUCAUUACAAGAAUCAAAGAAAGCUGAGUCUACUCUCAGCAUAACUGUGAUUGGAGCUUCUGGAGAUCUUGCUAAGAAGAAGAUAUUUCCUGCACUCUUUGCACUAUUUUAUGAAGAUUGGCUUCCCAAGAAUUUUACAGUGUGUGGGUAUGCUCGGACGAAUAUGACGGAUGAGGAGCUGAGGAACUUGAUCAGUCAAACCUUAACUUGCAGGAUUGAUCAGAGAGAAAAUUGCAAUGAGAAAAUGACCAAGUUUCUGAAGAGAUGCUUCUACCAUUCUGGGCAAUACAACAAUGUGGAUGAUUUCUUGAAAUUAGACAGCAAGCUCAUAAAGGAAGAGGAAGGAAGACUGUCGAAUAGAUUGUUUUACUUGUCAAUACCGCCAAACUUAUUUGUGGAUGUGGCGAAAUGUGCCAGCACUAAGGCUUCCUCAAAAACAGGUUGGACGAGGGUCAUUGUCGAAAAACCGUUUGGUAGGGAUUUGGAAUCAUCUAAACAACUUUCUACAAGUCUAAAGCAAUACCUUACAGAGGAUCAAAUAUUCAGGAUUGAUCAUUACCUAGGCAAGGAAAUCGUUGAAAACCUCAUUGUACUUAGAUUCUCAAAUCUCGUGUUUGAGCCUCUUUGGUCGAGAAAUUACAUCCGCAACGUGCAAUUCAUUUUCUCAGAGGAUUUUGGUACAGAAGGCCGAGGCGGUUACUUCGACAACUAUGGAAUUAUUCGAGAUAUAAUGCAAAAUCAUUUGUUGCAAACGUUAGCGCUGUUUGCAAUGGAGACACCUAUAAGUUUGGAUGCAGAAGACAUUAGGAAUGAAAAGGUUAAGGUUUUAAGGUCAAUGAGACCGUUGCAGCUUGAGGAUGUGAUUGUAGGGCAAUAUAAAGGGUUCAGUAAAGAUGGUAAAACCUAUCAGGGAUAUACAGACGAUCCAACUGUGCCUAAAGACAGCAUUACUCCCACUUUUGCAGCAGCAGCACUCUUUAUUAAUAAUGCAAGAUGGGAUGGAGUGCCUUUCCUAAUGAAAGCCGGCAAAGCCCUUAACAAGAGAAGAGCGGAGAUCAGGGUACAGUUCAGACAUGUACCUGGGAAUCUAUACAAGAGAAGCUUUGGAACAGAUCUGGAUAAAGCUACAAAUGAGUUGGUUCUUCGCAUUCAGCCAAAUGAAGCUAUAUAUCUAAAGAUUAACAACAAAGUUCCUGGUCUUGGGAUGAGGCUGGACAGGAGUGACCUUAACUUGCUCUACAAAGCAAAGUAUCGGAAAGAAAUACCAGAUGCAUACGAGAGACUUUUGUUGGAUGCAAUUGGAGGGGAACAAAGGUUGUUCAUAAGAAGCGAUGAAUUGGAUGCUGCUUGGCCAUUGUUCACGCCACUUUUGAAGGAAUUGGAAGAAAAAAGGAUUUCACCAGAACUCUACCCGUAUGGAAGCAGAGGACCCGUAGGAGCGCAUUAUCUUGCUGCAAAGCACAAUGUUAGAUGGGGAGAUCUUAAUGAAGACGAUUCUUAGAUUUUCCAGAAUCUUUCUUCUUUACACCAUUUUUCAGACCUCACAUUCAAAUUUUCAACAGAAUUAAUACUAACUCAUAUGUGAAUUGUUAAAGUUGAUAUAUUUGUUGGUUCAUCAAAGUUAUAAAUUUGUGGUACUUACUAAUC
Molecule: messenger RNA, 1716 nt
Organism: Impatiens glandulifera
Lineage: Eukaryota; Viridiplantae; Streptophyta; Magnoliopsida; Ericales; Balsaminaceae
Product: glucose-6-phosphate 1-dehydrogenase, chloroplastic-like
Exons: 9
Coding region: 233-1570 (445 amino acids)
Biological process (GO): pentose-phosphate shunt, oxidative branch; glucose metabolic process
Cellular component (GO): chloroplast stroma
Molecular function (GO): glucose-6-phosphate dehydrogenase activity; NADP binding
Source: RefSeq, a predicted model, not a curated record